This is a messenger RNA of Phytophthora infestans T30-4, 693 nucleotides long. RefSeq lists its product as uncharacterized. The transcript is spliced from 3 exons. Lineage: Eukaryota; Oomycota; Peronosporomycetes; Peronosporales; Peronosporaceae. Gene Ontology annotation, molecular function: protein binding. The record is from RefSeq and is a predicted model, not a curated record. Bases 1 to 693 code for a protein of 230 amino acids.
AUGUACUUUGUUUCCGACCGCAGUGCGCAUCUAGCUAUUCUCUCGACGUCCGGCGAUCUUGUGCUCUUCAAGUUACGGCUUUGGCUUAACCGUCGCCUUGUGGCGGGUGAUUAUCGACGACUGAAGCCCCUGAGAGAGCUAGAUGAGAAGCAUCUCCAAUGCCCAGCAGGUGAAGACACCCCUGGGAACUAUCUUCACGUCGAUGUCGAGCGUGUCUUCGGAGCUGCUCUCAACCAGGAGUGGCAAUAUGGUCGAGGUAAAGUGACAGUUGUGUCAUUGUAUUAUCGUGUGUUUGUGGUCGCAGUGGACAGCUACGGCCGGCAUCUCUCGUUUUACCAUGGCGAGAACGGUAGCUUCAUUGAGGAUAUCCACACACAGGUCACUGCUCAUGAUAGUAAUGUUGUGCAGCUUGAACCUAUUCAAAGUAGUAGAGGAUUAGCGGCGCUAGCAACGCAACACCGAGUAUAUAUCGUCGACACUGCAGCACCUCAGUCAGCCCCAGUAGUGUGCGAGGCUCCUGGAUGGCACACGCUCUCGAGCAUUGCAGCGGAUCCACUGCGACCGACCAUCAUAUAUGCCGGAACUUCAACUGGGCGCGCAUUGGUAUACAAAUUACACAACCUGGGAGCCUGGAGACAGCGACCUGAUAUAAGUGAGACAGAAGCUCGUGGGCCAGUAGUGUGCGCUUUAUAG